Messenger RNA from Paramecium sonneborni, 2453 nucleotides. NCBI's taxonomy places the organism in Eukaryota, Ciliophora, Oligohymenophorea, Peniculida, Parameciidae. The record is from the annotation of a GenBank genome assembly.
UUUAUAAAAUGAUGAGGCCUAAAGAAUCAGAUGUAUAUAAGAGAAUUCGUUUAUUGGGUUAAGGAUCUUUUGGAAAAGCAUAUCUAUGUGAAUCUUUGAAAGACAAUUCGUUGUGUGUAAUAAAGCAAAUGGAUAUGAGAUAUUUAAGUGAGGAAGAGAAAAAAGUAUUUGAGAAUUUAAAGAAUAUAUAGGAAACAUAUUAAGAGUUCAGAAUAAUGGCUUAAUUAAAGCAUCCAAACAUAAUAAAUUUUAGAGAAGUAUAUAAAACUGUGAAAGGGAAACUAUGUAUAGUAAUGGAUUAUGCAGAAGGUAAAAAUAAAAAUUAAAUGAUUCAAAAUAGGAGGUGAUCUAGCUUAAGCUAUAAAAAAUAAUGAAGGCUAUAUUCCUGAAUCAAGAAUAUUAGAUUGGUUUACUUAAAUGUGUUUAGCAAUUAAACAUUGUCAUGAUCGUAAAAUCAUUCACAGAGAUGUUAAAACUUAAAACAUGUUCCUUACAAAGGACAUGAGAAUAAGAUUGGGAGAUUUUGGAAUUGCCAGAUUAUUGGAUAACACACGUGAUAAAGCUCAUACAAUGGUUGGUACACCAUAUUACUUGGCUCCAGAAUUAUUAGAAAAUAAACCAUAUAGUUUUAAAGGAGAUGUAUGGUCUUUAGGAGUUAUAUUAUAUGAAGUAUAUAACAUUAUAAAUCUUAGAUGUGUGCUAAGACUCCUCCUUUUAAUGCAGACUCAUUAGCAUCAUUAGCAUUAAAAAUUGUACGUGGACAAUAUUAAGCUAUUUCCAAUAACUAUUCACCACAAUUAAGAACGUAUAUCUACUUCAUAAUUAAUCAAAGAUAGCCUUGUGAAUUAACUUCUCACUGUCAAUCCUGAAAAAAGACCUGAUGUACAUUCUAUAUUAAAAAUGCCUAUUAUUACAAAUAGAAUAAAGAAUUUUCUAUCUGAAACUAUGAAGAGAAAUGAAUUUGAUCAUACUAUUUUACACAAUUAAUAGAUUCAAUUAAUUGAUACUACUAUUCCAUUAAUUGAUGAUUAAGAUCCUAAAAUAGAUUAAGGAGAAUAAACUCCAAAAAAUAAAAAUUAAAUACAACAAUAAUUACCAGGUAUCAAGAGUCCACCUAUCGGCUAAUAGAAAUAAAGAAGAAAUAGUGAUCUUAAAAAAUUACCAGAAAUUAAACUUCCGAAACCUGAAAGACCUCCUAUUUCAAGGUAAUAAACAAGUCGAUAAUAAUUACAUUAAUUGCCUAGUUAACGUAUUUAGCCAUCUACACCUGAUUUAGCAAUUGGAUAAAAAUAAAAAAAGUCAAGAUUUAUAACUAAAGAAAGUCCUGAUUCAUUUUAAGGUUCAGAUUAAAUUUUAGAAGAAGCAACAAAAAAUAGUGAAUAAGAAAGUCCUAAGUUUUUUUAAAAUAUUUUAGAUAAACCCCAUAUUAAAAAUUUUAAAGGAUUAUCUAAAUUAGAUUAGAUUUAAAAAAUUAAAUAAGGAUUAAAAUCAGAAGAUGAAGCUAAAAAACCAGUAUAUAGAGUUCAUGCUUAACCUAAAUUGUUAGAAUAAUUUAUUAAAAGAUAGAGAGAAAGAAAAGUUUCUGAAGAAAUUAUAACUACUCAAUAAAAAUAAGAUUCCUAUUAAUGUUAAUAAUAAUAAUAAUAAUAAUUAGAAAAAAUUUCAGAAACUCCAGAAUAAAAAUUUUUAGAUAAAACUACUUUAAGUGAUUUUUAAAAUUCAGAAGAAUGUUAAUAAAUUUAAAACAAUUAAUAAACAGUUGAAACUGCAGCAUUUGAUUUCUAACCUUAAUUCUAAUUUUAGGUUUUUGAUGUUACUUAAAAAAAACCCACAAAAUAAACUAAACCAACUAAUUCAAAAACCGAUGAAGAAAAAAAUAAAAAAAAAAUUUAUAAAAUAAUAUAUAAGGAUCCAUUUUAAAAAAAAGCUUAAAAUAUAUAAAAAAGAAAUAGUGAAGAGGAUAUGAAAGAGAUGAUAAAUGAAUUAAAAAAUGUGCUUGUAAAAUUUAUUUUAUAAUUUUUUAGUCAGAAUAACCUAAAAAAAUUGAAGAGCCUUUAUAGUAAGAGUAAAAUGAUUCAGAGAACUCAAGAAUUUAUUCAGAAGAUUCAAGUGAAGAUUUUAGAGAAAAUGCUGAUACCUUACCUCCUAAGACCUAAAUUAAUACUUGGAUGAAAGGUAAUUCAUAAUAAAUAUUAAAUGUAAACACUUCUAAAUCAUAACCUGAACCUCGUUAAGUUAAUCAGAGUGGUUCAAAGAUAUUAAAAGAUAAACUCAUAACAAAAUUAGGAUCACAUUUUGAAUAAUUAUAUAAAUUAGCUAAGCUAUGUUCUCAUUAAAAAGAUUUAGGGAGGUAGGAUAUAAAACAGGCUAUUUUGGAUAAUCUUGAUUUGGAUGAAAAUAAGGCAGAUACAUGUGCUACAUUGUUAGUAACAUUAGCAACUAUAGGUUACUGA